This is a messenger RNA of Haliotis rubra (blacklip abalone), 7228 nucleotides long. RefSeq names its product dynein axonemal heavy chain 8-like. Gene Ontology annotation, biological process: DNA integration; microtubule-based movement. The record is from RefSeq and is a predicted model, not a curated record. Lineage: Eukaryota; Metazoa; Mollusca; Gastropoda; Lepetellida; Haliotidae. Gene Ontology annotation, cellular component: dynein complex. Gene Ontology annotation, molecular function: ATP binding; dynein light intermediate chain binding; dynein intermediate chain binding.
UGUCAGUGCGGCAGACGUUCAAUAUUUGUCUGAGAAACGCUUUCAAAAGAACUUUCAAGAAGUAUUUGAAAUUGAGCUUUCGUGGUACAGAAACUCCCUGGUUGGCAAUCUUGUGCCACAAGGACGAUACAAGGAUAUUAUACCAGAUUAGUGUUUGUGUGACAAGAUGUCGUUCUUGAAAGAGCCCAACAAGGUGGACUUACAGUCUUCCACCCAAGACCUCCUUCAGGAACGGAGUCAUAGUACAGCUAUGUUUAUGCGACAGCGAAGACGGAGUACUGUUGGACAGGUCAUGCCGGCGGAAACUAUGAAAGAGAAACAGGCCAGGGCCAAAGAUAACAGAGAGGCAAGACGGCAGCGUGUGGAUAAAGCUUACAAGCAUGUGAUGAUGGUUAUUGCCAAUUACCUGAAUCUGGACACAUCAGUGGUGGAGGAGUUUGUGGUGGACUCAGAGAGGCACAUGGCGCUUUUUGAUCGAUUUCUUAUGAAAAAUGGCUCCAAGAGUAUCAAGUUCUAUUACCAGGAAAUGGAUGUGCCCCUAGUGGAAGAUUGAGGGCGUGCUUACCCAGGUGUUCCUAAAGGGGGGCGCACAAACAGACUUAUUGUCACAAGUGGAAAGGGUGAAAGUUUGUCUGGAGUUUGUGUGUACUUUCUGAAGUCCAGAAUUGAUGUUGAACUUACCUUGAAAAACAUUUGUGAGGAAAUCACAUUUGGUGUGUUGGAUCCAAGUAAACAAGGCCUGUUGGGUGCAUUUGAAAUGGUCCUAAACAACAUCUAUCAGCCAGCCUUGAAGACUCUCCACAACUGGGGUGACUUGACAGAAUCCAAUCAAGGCAGGAAGAUCAAGAAACAGUUCCUGGAUAACUGUGACAACUUUGUGUCAUAUCUAAGAAGUGCUCAGAUGCAUGUUGAAGAAGUUGUACAACUGGUUGAUUGUGACAAAGUGGACAUACAAGAAAUCAAGUCUGUCAGUGACUGUGUGCAGGCUGCAGCUAACCCUGAUAUUGUGUCAGUUCUAGAAGAUCUGGCUCUGGCCUGGUGCAAGCAGAUUGAACAGAUUCUAGCUGAGAGCGAUCAGAUGAGAAAGGAGGCUGAUGAUACUGGCCCUCUAGCUGAGCUGGAACACUGGCGGCAGCUGAUGGCUCGGUUCAAUGCCCUCCUGGAGCAGAUCAAGAGUCACAAGUGUCGUAUGGUCAUCAAUAUCAUACACAUUGCUAGGUCAAAGGUCCUCAAGAAGUGGAAAGAAUUGGAUAAGCGAAUCACAGACAGUGCCAAUGAGGCAAAGGAUAAUGUCAAAUACCUUUACACUUUGGAAAAAUACUGUGAGCCCCUGUACAGAUUUGACCCUGUGUCAAUGAUAGACUGUCUUCCUGGCCUGAUCAAUGCCAUUCGAAUGAUACACAACAUCUCACGAUACUACAAUACAUCAGAGAGGAUGACAUCACUCUUUAUAAAGGUCACCAAUCAAAUGGUGAAGACAUGUAAGACAUUCAUCACUGAUGAUGGCAUGUACAGAAUCUGGGAUCAGCCUUGUCAGGAGUUGUUCAUGAAGCUAGAGAGCUGUGUGAAGCUGUACCAGACAUAUCAGUCAGCCUUCCAACGAACCAAACAAAAGAUAGAAGACACACCAGGAGAGAAGCCCUUUGAAUUCUCAGAGAUGUACAUCUUUGGGAAGUUUAACACAUUCUGCAAGAGAUUGCAGAAGAUCAUUACAUUGUUGAGGCACAUAGAUGAUUUCUCAACCCUGUCUGAGUCAAAGAUUGAAGGCAUUGAGCCUUUUGCUGCUCGUUUUCAACAAAUAUUAGGCACUAUCAAGAAGAAACCCUAUGAUAUUCUGGACCAAAGGAAAGUGGACUUUGACAAUGACUUUGAAGACUUCUGCAGAUUGGUAGGAGAGCUGGAGAUAAACAUCCAAACCUUCAUGGAUGGCUGUUUCAAGAGAGUCAGUUCUACCUCGAUGGCCCUGGAACUCCUCUCAAGUUUUGAGAAACUGAACAUUGCAAAGCUGAAUAUUGAAGAGAAAUAUUCAUCAAUACUGGCAAAGUAUGGAGGAGAGGUUGAAGAUAUACGCAAGUUGUACCAGAAAUAUCGGGAUGACCCUCCCAUCCCCAGAAACAUGCCACCUGUGGCAGGGAGAAUCACCUGGAUCCGCCAGCUAUUUCAGCGGAUACAUGACCCCAUGGACAUCUUCAGGGUACAUCCGACAUGCUUAUCUUCGGACGAUGCUAAGAAAAUCAUUAGGAACUACAACAGAGUGGCCAAGGUGCUAGUGGAGUAUGAAAUACUCUACCAUUCUGCUUGGGUGAAGUCUGUGGAACUAGCUAAUGGAUAUUUGCAGGUUCCUGUGCUUGUCCGCAACCCAACAACAGACACAUAUUUAACCAACUUUGACCCAUACAUAUUUGAGGUGAUCAAGGAAGCUGAAUAUAUGGUAAAGCUUGACUUGGACAUUCCUGAUGCAGCCAAAUUGCUCAUUCAUUCCACAGAACAGCUCCGGACAAUUCUCAACCAGAUACAGAUGCUGCUUGAUGAAAAUACAUCCUUGAGAUCCCAAAUACCCAACAUCUUCCUUGUCUUGUUGGGCCCAUCACUGAAAAAGGUUGAUGUAGCCAUGCAGCCAGGACUUGUGUCGCACUGUUGGACAUCACUAAGUCUGCCUCAGUUUAUUGCUCGAGUUUCCUCUGCCUUGAAGGAUUUGCACCUGGUUGUCAAACAGGUGAAUGACAUCAAAGUGACACGAAUCGACAAGAUCCUAACGGACGUGAGUGAGAGUCUGUUGUGCGAUCUCCCAGACAGGUCCCCAUGGGCUUUGAAAGAGUUUCUACACAACAUGGAAAGCUACUGUGAAAGAACAUCCCAAGACUUGAACAGACUGAGUCAGACAGUAGAGGAUUCAGUGAUUGAACUGAUCCGGAUCUUUAUGAACAAAGCCAAACUUGAAGGCUCCUCAGUCACUUUUGAUGGACCAGAGGAAGAUGUUGACGCCUCGGAUGGUGAGCUUGUGAUGAGUGUUCCCAUAGAGACUGCAAGUCGUGAUUCUGAGAUGAAACGAGAGGAGUUUGACAUUAGCACUGAGCAACAGAUCAAGGAGGCUUGUGAGGAACUAUUUGAACAUUUCAACCACAGACUGCUUGAUGCUCUGCUGCGUGCUACCAGACAUUCACUUGAUGUCAUGCGUAAGAGAUUCUUCUCUGGUGGUCGACGACCUAGUUUGAGUCACUUUGAGGACAUGAAAAGUUCAGUUCAGGACAAAGCGUCUUUCUUCACAGCAGAUAUCACCUUAGCCAUCCCAAAUGUUGUGAUGCAACCAAGCCUGGAUGACCUUCAACAUGCUCUUAACAAGGCUACGCAAUUUGUAUUGGACAUCAGUAAAGGUGUCGAACAGUGGACUAGAUACAAGCAAGGCAUAGCUAACCUUCUCAAGCAGCCCUGUGCAACUGAUGAAAGCAAUGGGGAGAACUCUCAGCAAGUGAAGUUUGCUACAUCUAAGAAAAACUACUACAAGAAUGUAGUUGACAACAAGGAUAUUUCCAAGUAUGUGAUGAUGUUGUCAUCGGCCACCAGUAACCUGAAGCCGGAGGUGACUCAGGCGUUGCAGAGAUACACUGACUUCUCCUUCCUAUGGGAGCAGGACCGAGACCAGUCUGUGGCCGAAUUUUUGUCAACAGAUCCCAUUAUUUCUGAGUACAAAGCCAAAAUAGCAAUGUUCAAGAAACUGGAAAACUCCAUUGAAGACAUCAAUGUAUCAGAAGUUGUUGGACCUAUAGAACUCUUCACUGAACCUCUGAAACUGGCCCUAAGAGUUGAAAUCAAGGCCUGGAAGCUGUUGUUUGGGAAAGAGUUGAAUAGCAAAUACCGUGACAAGAUGGAGGACAUAUUGGUGUUUGUGGAGGAAUACACUAAGAGACUGACACGACCAAUCCGAGACCUUGAUGAUGUCCGACAGGCAAUGACUGCACUCGCUGAUAUCCGAGAAAAUCACAUCAGGAUAGACAUGUCUCUUGGACCUAUUGAGGAGUCAUACAAUCUUCUUCAAGACUUUGAAGUAAUUGUUUACAAAGAAGAAAAUGACAAGGUGGAUUCUCUUCGAUAUUCCUUCCAAAAGGCCCUCAGUAAGGCUAGUCAAGUGCAAGAUGAACUUGUGAAUGUACAACCAGGCUUCAAGACAGAGCUUCUGACGUCUGUUGAAGUGUUUCAUGUUGAUGUGGAGAGCUUUGAAGAAAGAUAUAAUACUGGCGGACCUAUGACUGAAGGAAUAUCUCCAGCAGAAGCCAAUGAUAGACUACAGAGUUUCCAGAGUCAAUUUGAUGAUUUGUGGAGCAAGUACUCUAUCUACUCAGCUGGGGAGCAGCUGUUUGGCCUGACAGUCACAGAUUACCCAGCUCUUGUCAAGGUGAAGAAGGAGUUGAAUCUGCUGCAGAAACUGUAUGGUCUCUACAACACGGUCAUGACCCUCAUCAGUGGAUAUUUUGACAUUCUUUGGGUUGAGGUUGACAUUGACAAAAUCAAUUCAGAAUUGUUGGACCUCCAGAACAGAUGCCGCCGCCUCCCUAAAGGUCUGAAAGAAUGGCAGGCGUUUUUAGAUUUGAAGAAAAAGAUUGAUGACUUCAGUGAGUCAUGUCCCUUGUUGGAGCUGAUGGCUAACAAGGCUAUGAAGGAAAGGCACUGGGACAGAAUAGCUAAACUCACAGGACACACAUUUGACUUUGACUCAGAUAACUUUACACUGAGAGACAUCAUGAAGGCUCCUCUACUGAAAUACAAGGAGGAGAUUGAAGAUGUGUGCAUCUCAGCUGUGAAGGAGAAGGAUAUUGAAGCCAAACUUAAGGCAGUGAUCAGUGACUGGAAUGGACGAACUAUCACUUUUUCCAACUUUAAGGCUCGAGGAGAACUCCUUCUGAAGGGAGGUGAUACGACAGAGACCAUUUCCUGCCUGGAGGACAGUUUGAUGAUUCUCAGCUCACUGCUUAGCAACAGGUUGAGGAUGAAGUUACUGGAAAAAGGGGGUGACUUAACACUGGACAUUUUGGUGUCGACUGCGAGAGCACUGGAGGAAUCUGAACUGCAAGCAAAAACUAUUGAAGGUCCAAGUGUCGUGAAUGCUAUGAGGAGUUCCAAACAGUCAGACGGGAGAAAGUCUGGGAAGAAGGGAAACUUUAAUGUGAAGAAAAACAGAAUUGUACAGCCACUACGUAGAGUUCCGUAUCAUCUCCAGGGCAAACUGGAAGAAAAGUUAACGGAAUUGGAAGAACUUGACGUCAUAGAGAAGGUUACAGGACCAAGUGGUUGGGUGUCACCAAUAGUCAUUGUACCUAAACCUGGAGAUAAUGGUCCACAAUUUACAAGCAAGAACUUUAAAGAGUAUCUGCGCCACAAUGGCAUAGAACAUAAAACAAGCACUCCAUAUUGGCCUCAAGCCAAUGGCGAGGUUGAAAGGCAGAAUCAGACGAUACUGAAAAGGAUCAAGAUUGCCCAGGUGGAGGGAAAGGACUGGAAACAGGAAUUAAUUCCAUUCCUUAUUAUGUAUCGGACAACCCCUCAAGCGACAACAGGAAAGUCGCCCAGCAUGAGCAAUGCGCUGCCUGUCUCUAGAGAAGACGGGACACGAUGCGGAAUCUUGUCCAAUAUGUCUUGGGUUUUCCCCGGCCCAAAAGAGGAGGGCGGCAGAUACGCUUCUUCUACCGGGAGAUGCGGAGGCGGUGGGGAACUGACGCAGGUCCCCCGCCUAAGGCUAAAAAGCCGCAAAAAAGAAAAAAAUCCCGCGGGCCAAAACCCCUCUCCCGCCAGUACUGGUGGCUUUGACAUGUCGAUAAUGGAAACCUUGUUUCAGCAGCAUAUGGACUCUGUGAAGUCCCUCGCUCGUGAGUCAGUUGGAGGUCUCCGCCAGGAGUUCCUCGCCACCCGGACGGGGCGGAGAGUCAGGGGUCCCUUUCGAGGAGACCCAGCCUCUGACUCCGGCUCGGGCGCCGAGGCAAUGGAGCUUGGGGAGGUUGAGGAGCAUGACGGAGGCUUCCGCUUUGCUUCGCUCUGGCGGGAGGUCCGCAAAGAAUUGCCGAGGGCCUACCCUGCCGCGGUGCCUGAAGCCAAGAGGUUCCAGAAUAUAGACAAGUCAUGGGGCAAGAUCAUGCAGCGUGCACAUGAGGUCACCAAUGUUGUCCAGUGCUGUGUUGGGGAUGAAACCAUGGGACAACUCCUACCUCAUCUGCUGGAGCAGCUAGAGCUGUGUCAGAAAUCUCUCACAGGGUACUUGGAGAAAAAGAGACUGGUGUUUCCCAGGUUCUUCUUCAUCUCAGAUCCCUCUUUGCUGGAAAUACUUGGACAAGCAAGUGAUUCUCACACAAUUCAGUCUCACCUGCUAGGGGUGUUUGAGAAUGUCAAUGAAGUGGAGUUCCAUGAAAAGGACUAUGACAGAAUCCUGGCCGUUAUUUCCAAAGAAGGGGAAAAAAUCAUACUUGAAAAAAAAGUGAUAGCCCAGGGAAAUGUUGAGAUAUGGCUAGGAGAUUUGCUGAGGGAACAGAUGAAAUCACUUCAUGGUGUUAUCAGAGAUGCUUUCAGGACCAUUAACGCUCCGGAAUUUGAACUUCUUGGAUUCCUUAACUCAGUCCCAGCUCAGGUGGGCUUAUUGGGUAUCCAAAUGUUGUGGACCAGGGAUGCAGAGGAUGCUCUGAGAGUGGCCAGAUCAGACAAGAAGAUUAUGCCAACCACCAAUCAGAAGUUCCUUGACCUCCUGAAUAAACUCAUUGAGCAGACAACUCAUGACUUGACCAAGGUGGAGAGAAUCAAGUACGAGACUCUUGUUACCAUCCAUGUGCAUCAACGAGACAUCUUUGAUGAUCUGGUGAAACUUCAUAUCAAGACUCCUUCUGAUUUUGAGUGGUUGAAACAAGCAAGAUUCUACUUCAAGGAGGAGACUGACCAGUGUAUUGUACAGAUCACUGAUGUAGACAACAUCUACCAAAACGAGUUCCUUGGUUGUACUGAUAGACUGGUCAUUACCCCUCUAACUGACAGGUGUUACAUCACACUAGCCCAAGCUCUGGGGAUGUCUAUGGGAGGUGUCUCUGCAGGGUCACCUGCUGGAACUGGCAAGACAGAGACAACUAAAGACAUGGGCAAGGCUCUCGGCAAAUAUGUCGUUGUGUUUAACUGUUCUGAUCAGAUGGACUUCAGAGGACUUGGACGUAUCUACAAAGGUUUGAAUAUAAUACAAAUAGACCCUGAGGCAUGA